Messenger RNA from Heterotrigona itama, 1967 nucleotides. The record is from the annotation of a GenBank genome assembly. Lineage: Eukaryota; Metazoa; Arthropoda; Insecta; Hymenoptera; Apidae.
AUGAAACCAUCAAGACUAGUGGCGAAAAAUAUUGACAUCACUCGCGAUGAAAUUUUAAUCUCUUUGAAAUGAGAUUUCCUUUGAAUAAUACCGACUCGAUGAUAACAACCCAGCUGCGUGAAAAAGAACGUAAGAUAAAAAGUUAUCGGGAGACAUUCUGUUUUGCUAAUUCUGAUUCGUUGUAUCACACAAGUAAAAAGAGAACUUGAUAGUAACGCCUGUUUCCGAAGAAAAAACGAAAGAAAUUGGAGUGCCAAUUGGUCAGUUUUACUGUUCUAGUAUUAAAAUUCAAUGACGGAAUAUAUUCUACAGAUCUUUCAAUAAGAUCCUACUUUUUUUAAAGAGAUCAAAGGAGACAAUCGCUCCGACAAUUGCAAUUUCUGCCAUGAUCCCUUCAACUUUCAGAUAUCUGCGUUUGUUAGGCCGAUUUCGCGCGUUGACGAUACUCAGGCUCGAUUACCCAGCUCUGUCCGAUCAGACUCUAAACGCGUUGACCAACGCAGCGCCGAGAGUGUUGAAAACAUUGCACAUAUCCGUGAGAGAUUCGGAUUCCAGGCAUCACACGAUCACCGAUAUCGCCUGGCACAAUUUGGUGCUCGUCUGCCCCGAGCUCACGGUGUCCUACACUAUAGUUAACAUAUCGCAUUACGAAGACAUGUGCUACUUCCUGCUGCCCAGUGUGCCAUUGGCUAGAUUUCAAAUGUUCAGCGGCCAUGUGUGGGAUCAGAGUAGAUCUCGCAAUUUCAGAAGCACCGUCGGACUGCUCAUUACCCAUUACACCAACACGCUCGCCGAAGUAAUGCUACAACUGAGAAAUAAUCGCGAGAUGCUCGACGACUUGCUGGUGUCCAUGUUGGUGCGUUGUAAACAUCUAACGAGACUACAGUACGACGGUAUAAUAAGAAGUCUCGAUACUUUGCGGGACAUCUGCCAGCUGCAAGCUGAAAGCAAGACUCGUUUUCGUACGAUCCACGUGAAGCCACGUAACGUUAAUGCUCGGAAUCGUGCCAUACUGAACGACAUCAACUAUCAUUACGAUCACAAGAUGAUGGAACAAGGAGUAGAUUUUCGUAUCGAAGAUCCAGCCUCGGUUUUGGUGUUCUAUUAAAACGUUAAUUUCUCAGCUGUUCCACACCGGUAUCUGUCCCACUCGCGUCUCCGCUGUCGUUACAGCCAAAAAUAAAACAAUUGUCCACUCUGCAAUUCAUUCUUUUUAUCUAUUUUAAUUGCAUUUUUUUUUUUUUUUUUUGGUUCUUUACGUUUAUUUCAAGAAUUUAUUAAAGACCUUUUGUAGAGUACAGAGAAUUCCCUUUUCUUUGAAAUUUAUUUCUUAUCUGCAAUAGAGAGUUAAACAAUAAAUUUACAGUGUUGCGAAAUUAUUUCUUUUCUUUUCUUUUUUUCUUUUUUUUUAUUAUCGACACGACAUCAUUGACAGUAUUAUCAGAUCAGUCAAUUUAAUAAUAAAUACGAUAUUACAAGAACGUCCAACAGUAAAAAUUUGUAGAAAUAUCUUGUCGAAAGUCUUAAACGAUAAUCGAAAAUUUUCUCGCUAGUAUUGUCCCAGAGUUUUUCGAGUGAAUCUAAGGAUCUAGGGGAAAGUUCUCGUUGUUUUAACGAUCUAAGACAAUAUGUGUAUAAAAAGUAUAAAAAAAAAAAAAAAAACGUGUAUAAAAAUGUGGAAGUUUAAAAUCGGUGUUAGCUAUAUCACGUUGUCCCUUGUAAUCUUCUCUUUCAUAAAAUUUCAUCGAUUAAUCGAUCGCAAAUCCUCGAUUUUUAAUUCGAUUAUAUCUUCAUUACGGUUGAUACUUGCGAUCGAUUAAACGAAGUUUUUUUUCGAAGGAACAAUUCUAUGAGUUCUUUUUUCUUAAUCAUCCCACUUCGCACGAUAUUAAUUGAAGAUAGAAGAGAAACAUGAUAACUCUAUUUUUGUUGAUUCUUUUUAUCUUCAGAUAUCACUUGGUGGUUGA